CGCGCCGGCGGGGCCGCGCGGGGAGAAAGACACUGAAAGGCGUCGGCGGCCGGGCGGGGAGCUGCGCGCGCGGGCCGCGGCGGAGCCGGAGGCUGCAGGAAGAGCCCGCGGGGGCCCGGAGGGUGCAAUUCCUCGGCCCCCGCAAAACAAUGUGUGUUGUGCGCCAGGACGCAACUUGCCGGAGGUGGCGGGGGCGCGCCGAGCCCGCCUGAGACCGCGCUGACCUUCUCCCCCCGCCGUCCGUUGGGCCCGAGCGCCCAGCUCCUCGCUCCCCAGCUCGCGGGGGCCGGGCCGAGCCGUGGGGCGGGGCCGCCCCUCCGUCGCCGCUGCCUCCUCCCCCACUCCCAGCCGCGGAGGAUGCGGACGGCCCCCGGCGGCGUCUAGCGGCCCCGGGCCCAGGCGCGAUGGUGCAGCAGCGGGGCGCGAGGGCCAAGCGGGACGGCGGGCCGCCGCCCCCCGGACCCGGGCCGGCCGAGGAGGGGGCGCGCGAGCCCGGCUGGUGCAAGACCCCGAGCGGCCACAUCAAGAGGCCGAUGAACGCGUUCAUGGUGUGGUCGCAGCAUGAACGGCGGAAGAUCAUGGACCAGUGGCCCGACAUGCAUAACGCGGAGAUCUCCAAGCGCCUGGGCCGCCGCUGGCAGCUGCUGCAGGACUCGGAGAAGAUCCCGUUCGUGCGGGAGGCGGAGCGGCUGCGCCUCAAGCACAUGGCGGAUUACCCGGACUACAAGUACCGGCCGCGCAAAAAGAGCAAGGGGGCGCCCGCCAAGGCGCGGCCCCGCCCCCCCGGUGGUGGCGGCGGCGGCGGCGGCAGCCGGCUGAAGCCCGGGCCGCAGCUGCCUGGCCGUGGGGGCCGCCGAGCAGCGGGAGGGCCUUUGGGGAGCGGGGCGGCGGCGCCCGAGGACGACGAUGAAGACGACGAGGAGGAGCUGCUGGAAGUGCGCCUGGUCGAGACCCCGGGGCGGGAGCUGUGGAGAAUGGUCCCGGCGGGACGGGCCGCCCGGGGACAAGCGGAGCGCGCCCAGGGGCCGUCGGGCGAGGGAGCGGCCGCCGCCGCCGCCUCCCCGACACCGUCGGAGGACGAGGAGCUGGAGGAAGAGGAGGAGGAGGCGACAGCGGCUGAGGAGGGCGAAGAGGAGACGGUGGCGUCGGGGGAGGAGUCGCUGGGCUUUCUGUCUAGGCUGCCCCCUGGCCCGGCCGGCCUGGACUGCAGCGCCCUGGAUCGCGACCCGGACCUGCAGCCUCCCUCGGGCACGUCGCACUUCGAGUUCCCGGACUACUGCACCCCCGAGGUUACCGAGAUGAUCGCGGGGGACUGGCGCCCGUCUAGCAUCGCCGACCUGGUUUUCACCUACUGAGCCCACCGUCAGCGGGGCGCGCACGCCCCCAAACCAGCUGUUUACAUACAGGAAUCAGGUAUUGGGGCCCCUCGGAGGCCGAGGCUGGCACCCCAUCUCCCGCGUAGCCUCCCCCCUCCUGGACGUGCCCAUCCCCCCUCAGAUCCAGACAUGCCCCUCCUCCGCAGACACACCCCAAGGCAGCCCAACCCCCACCCCUUCCCUGACACCCAAGCCCCUCCCCACGUUGCCCCCUCCUGCACAGCCACCAGCAGCCAGCCCCCUCCGAUACACCUCCCGUCCCCUCCUACAGACCUGCACCCCUCCCCCCUUUUGCACACGCCCCUCCUCGUGGCCGGAGGACCCGCCCCCUCUCUUGCUCUGGAAUCCCUCCUCCCUCGCCCAGCCUGCCUUCUCCGGGUUAGGGGGGCGAUGCGGCUGGGUGGCAACGCGCGCUCCUCCUGUGCCCCUCCCUUCCCUGGGGGGAGGGGCGCACUCCUUUUAUCCCCGGAGCGCUAGGGCCCGCCUCUCCGCUGGGGCCCACCCCCUUCAUGCGCAUGCUUAAUGCUUCUUGGGAGGAGGGGGCUGGUCCCCGUGGAGCCGGACUCUUCGCCCGCUCCGGGCAAAAGCGGGGCGAGUGUAGAGCGAUCCUGGGAAAUCCUUUGAUCCGGGAGUCCUAGGUUUCCUCUCCACCCAACGGGGCGUCGCUGCCUUAAUGGGAGGAGCACUCGGAAGGGUUGGUUUGGGCCUGAAACUCUCCCAAGUGGCAUAGCCCCUUUUCCGGUAUGGGGUCCCCUACACCCACGCGCACGACCUCUCGGAUCGCGUGGCUGCCUCUACUGCCUAUCUGUACGUCCUUUUUUUCCCCAACUGGGAAUUGGGAGGUAGUGUCUUUCUCUGGAAAUCCAGCAGUAGAGGAAAGGACCACCCAAGAAAACUCAAAACCAAGACACCUUAACAGUCUGUUUGGGGACAGGAUCCCUGCUGCUCCUCCCCCACCCCCUCCUGGGAAGUGCCCCCUCACCUCAGGGCACCCGAAACCUGGGCUCCUCCCUAAGCCCACCGGCCCUUCCUGCCACCCAGGUCCACCCUCAGUACCCACAGCUGCAGUAUUCAGCGGGAAAAACUGAGGCACUUUGGUGCUAGGGGUUUGGGACUGAGGCGUGGAUAGCUGAGGUGAUGGCAGGAAGAGUCCCGCUUUUAAACAUCUGGCUUGAGAGAGACCAUCGAUUUGGCCAGUGAGACUGAGAAUGGAUUCCGAGUAGAGGUGGGCCGUUUGCACCUCGGUUUUUCCACCUGAGAAAUGGGGAGAACGCUGUUGUUAGGAGGAAGUUGUGUCCAGUUCAGGGUGCCCUCGGGAGCCCUGUCCCUGAUGCUGUGACCCCUCUCACGCCGCCAUCUCUCUGUCCAGCCCCGCCCCUCCGGCCUCCCCACACCCCCCUUGCCCUCACUACCUGUAUCUCACCGGCAUGUGUUCACCCUCCCGGGUGACUCACACACUCUCAUUCACACACACAAAUCUCAGGAACAAACGGUCCCAGAGUCCUCCGGGACCCCUGCCCAGGGUCUCUGCAGGUCUCUGCCCCACGCGUUCCCGUCGCUGACAAAGCCACCAGCUGCCUCCUUUAAGCUUGGUGCUCCGGCUCUGGGCCUUUCUUGCGCUCUUUCUUUCUCUCUCUCUUUCUUUUUUUUUUUUUUUUUUUUUUUUUUAAGAAAAACAACAACAACAAAAAAAGACAAUGAAAAAAAAAACCCGUCAUGUGAGUGAAGAGAUGUCACUGUCUGUGGUCUUGGAGAACUAGUCUCGUAGCUGAGGGGUGGGGUCCCUCCGUCUGGGGCACUGGCACCCACAGCAGGACUCCGCCAGUCUGAUGCCAGGACUGAAUAAAGUGUAUUUGCCCCGAC
Rhinopithecus roxellana (golden snub-nosed monkey) is the source of this 3239-nucleotide messenger RNA. RefSeq names its product SRY-box transcription factor 12 (gene SOX12). Bases 405 to 1355 code for a protein of 316 amino acids. NCBI's taxonomy places the organism in Eukaryota, Metazoa, Chordata, Mammalia, Primates, Cercopithecidae. Gene Ontology annotation, biological process: negative regulation of transcription by RNA polymerase II; anatomical structure morphogenesis; cell differentiation. The record is from RefSeq and is a predicted model, not a curated record. The transcript has a single exon. Gene Ontology annotation, molecular function: RNA polymerase II cis-regulatory region sequence-specific DNA binding; DNA-binding transcription factor activity, RNA polymerase II-specific.